AUGCUGGAUCCAGUGCCCAAACCUGGUGCAGGGGCAUGGGAGAGGCUGGUGUUCAGCCCCUGGGACCCAAACCUGGCAGGAUGGGGCAGUGCCAAGCCACAAGGCUGGAUUUGGCCCACAGACAGCCCCUGUGCCACACCUGGCUCGUGGGACGAAAACACUGAGAACCGCUGGUCUGUGGAUUGUAAGCCCCUUUUGGGCACUGGCUGCCUCACUGGUUGUACAGCACCUUGCAUAACUAGGCCACAGCACCUCUGCACCCCAGGUGCAAAUGAGUAGUCAAAUGACAGCCACUCCUCAACCUGAUCCCUGUUGUUCUUCUGCAGCUGGGAUCCAAUGUACCCUGGGGAGUCUUACUGACUGCCCGCCCCAAGCUGUGCCAUGGACUCCAUGUUCGAGGAUGACAUCAGCAUCCUCACCCAGGAGGCGCUGUGCCAAGAUGAGGAGUGGCUGGACAGCCCCAACACAGACCUUUCCAGUGAGAUGUGCUCUGCCUCACAUUUCGCCCUCAUCACAGCCUACGACGACAUCAAAAACCGCCUGACCAGCCUGGAGAGGGAGAACUCCACCCUGAAGAGGAGGCUGAAGAUGUACGAGAUCAAGUACCCAGUGAUUGGUGAGUUCGGGGAGGAGCACAUCUUCUCGGUCUAUGACAUGAAGGAAAGCUCCCUGCUGAAGAGCGAGAAGGCCAGCCUCCAACAGCAACUAAACCAAUUCCAGCAUGAGCUGCAGAAGAGCAAAGAGAGGGAGGAGCAGCUGGAUGAAAUGAUCCAGGCCUAUGAGAAGCUAUGUGUGGAGAAGACCGACCUGGAGUCAGAGCUGGGGGAGAUGAGAGCCUUGGUGGAAACGCACGUGAAUCGCAUCCGGAACCUGGAGCAGCAGCUGAGGCAGCGAGAUGGCAGCUCCUUCCAGAACCUUAACUCCCAGCUGCAGAACCAGGAGGUCCAGUACUUGUCACUCCAUGGCAGCCCUGCCUUGACGCAUGUGCUAGACCGCUCGAUGAGCUGGCAGAGCCCCCGGAGCCUGGAGCAGCCCAGCGAGCUGGAGGUGCGGAGGCUGGAGGCCCAGCUGGAGGAGGCCAGGCAGGAAGCCCAGCACUCACAGCACCGGGAGGAGCAGCUGAAGGGCGAGUGUGAGCAGCUGCAGGCUGAACUCAAGCAGCUGCAGGAGACUCGGGCACAGGACCUGGCAACCAGUCAGUCUGAGCGGGACAUGGCCUGGGUGAAGAAAGUCGGCGAUGAUCAGGUGAACCUGGCGUUGGCCUACACUGAGCUGACUGAGGAGUUGUGCCGGCUAAGGAAGCUCAGCUCCCUGCAGAGCCAGAUCCUCAGGACGCUGCUGCAAGAGCAGGCCAUCAACGGCGGCCAGAGGCACUCUCCGCUCUCACAGCGCCACUCUCCUGCCCAGCAGCGCCGCUCCCCCGCACCACAGUGCCCCUCUCCAGCUCAGCCGGGACGGUCCCCCGUCCCUCAGUGCCCCUCUCCUGCCCUGCAGCGGCGGUCUCCAGUCCCCCCCAGCCAGUCCCCUGCCCAACAACGUCGCUUGCCAGCGCCACCCCCUAGCCAGUCCCCUGCCCAGCAGCGUCGCUCUCCGGCACCCCCUCCCAGCCAGUCCCCUGCCCAGCAGCGUCGUUCUCCAGCUCCCUCCUGCCCAUCGCCUGCUUCCCAGCACAGGCCCCUGCCUGGCAGCGAAAGAAACGUGAUGGAUCUGGGGUACUCAAAGCCGUCGAGCCACCACAUCAAAGCCAGUUUCCAAGGCCGCCGCAGCUACUCAGAGGUGAGCGACGCUGCUAUGUAUCAGCAGAACCGCUCCCUGUGGCUGCAGCCUGAGGCCUCCACGCUACCAAAGCACCGUCCCUACGGCGAGGUUUACAUCGGGGGUGCCGGCGGCCCUCUGAGUGCCAGAGACGCCUUUGAGGAACACCUGCGCUUUGAGAAACAGUCCUCAGAUGAAGACGACUGGGCCGUCCCCAGCCCCCCCAGCCCCGAGGCUGGAGCUAUCCGCUGCGCCUCGUUCUGCGCUGGCUUCCCUAUCCCUGACCCCCCUGCACACCGGACAGCUGCCUCCUACUCCAGGGCUGAGCACGCACAGUCCUGGCCAUCAAUCAAUCUGCUGAUGGAGACGGUGGACUCUGACAUCCGAAGCUGCCCGCUGUGCCAGCUGGCCUUCCCCAUUGGUUACCCGGACGAUGCUUUGAUAAAGCACAUUGAUUCACACCUGGAGAACAGUAAGAUCUGAGGCUGCUCCUCUUCACUCCUCUUUCCAACUUCCUUACUAUGCCCUGGUCCCCUUUUGGAUGCUGCAUGAAAACUCGCGGAGCAACACGGCUCCCUAAAUACCUCCAAGUCUUCAGUAGCUACAGGACAGACUGAAUCACGAGUCUCGCCUCUCCCUCUCCCGCCUUGCCUCGUUUCUAAGUGGGCUUCUUUUCCCCUCCUCCUCCUCCCUGUCCCCUGGAAGAAUAGGAUCUGCAAUACCUUUUGAUGCUUGAACCAGCUGGGAGGAACUCUAGUCUGGGCACUGGAGGUCAAGCUGUUCAGCGUGGCUUCUGACAGAAGGAAUCAUCUGCCCUUCUCCGUAGGCCCCUUCACAGCUCUCGCUGCACAGUUUGGUUUCUCUGGAUGACCUCAGGGAGGAGGGAGUGAUGGAUCCCCCCACACAUGCCCUGAGUGGCAGGUGAACUGAGGGGCUGCCCCUUACUGACGUGCUCAGGUGAGAGGUAUGGAGAGUUUGCCUGUAAUUUUGUGCCCAUUGGGAAGGACCCAGAGGCUUGGAUCUCUCUCUCCCCUUUUCCUGGGGGUUUAAUUGUUACAGGGCUAGUUGAUUAUUUUGAGCAUUGGUCUUGACAAGUUUCAAACCAAUGCAUUUCAGCUACUUGCUGCUGGUUCGAGCGUCUUUCCAGUCUUUUACAUUAAAAGUCCCUUUCUCCUUGCAACAAUGCUGCCGAGAAAGGAAACCCACUUUGCAGAGGCCCAGCAUGGAAAUCCAGUAAUAUUGCACUGAACUCAAUGUUUGCUAGGGCCCGUGUCCUGGUCUCUGUGAUGUCAGUGGACACUUCCACCACUGACUCUGGCAAGACCUCGGUACAUCCCUGGUGCAUUUAUAUUCUCCUCAAUGUACUGUUUUCUCCUUCUUCAUACCAACACGUUGCUUUGAGUAGCUAGUUUUCAUAAACCCAGAAUACUCUUGUGUCCCACAUCAUGGUCACGAUGUCACCUCUCCUGCAGUCCCGUGAUGGCAUGUGAUACUGUCAUGGUGGCAUAAUGUUAAUUCCAUGGUGAUUACUGGUGUGGAUCCACGAUCCGCUAGCUCUCUCUGGCCUUACUGAGCAUAUCCGCAUUGUUGUGAUUGAAACCAAGUCUCUUUCAACUGGCCAGCUUUCCCCAACUCCCCAUGCACAUGGCUCGCACCAUGGGGACGGUCAUGAUGAAGGUAUGUAGAGUCUUUCAUCAAAACCACCCGUGAUGGGAAGACACCUUGGAUAUAUACCACAUCUCAUCACAUGACCCGGUUUUUGUUUUUUUGUUUCUUUGGGUAAAUCUAUGCUCCAUCAGGACCCUGCACAUUGGUAACAGUAUCGGUGUGGUUGAAAAGAACCAUCCACUGGGAAGGUGGGGACAGACCUUGGUGGCUCUGCUGGGCCAGAUCCUCAGCUGAUGUAACUCAGGAUUGCCCUUUUCAGGACAGUGGAUCUCCAGUGAACUCAUUGGAGCCAGGUCAGUUUACACCAUCUGUGGAUCUGGCCCUUUCCUUCAUUUUUCAGGCAUACCUACACUUGCCGCCCAAGUAGUGGAGAUGCCAUUGGCCUUCACCUUUCCUCCAACAUUGCCUUUGCCCCUUAUCAGCUUUCCUAGCUCAGCUGCAGAACCUCCAAAUAUUCAUCCAAACUGUUUUUCUGGGGGGAGGUGGGGGAAGGGAAGGGAGUGGAAGGGAAGGGAGAUCUCCUUCUCUAUUGGCAGUGCAUGAGCUGGGCUAUAGGGUUCACUCAUGGACGCUAGUGUCCACAAUGCAAUUCCUAGCAAACUGGCCCUUCCUCCCUGCUCUUCUGUCUAAAAUUGGGCCCAGUCCACUGCUACUGGGGCUGGAAUUGGAGCUAGACCUCUGAUAUGUUGAGGGUUAUGGGAAUCCAGGAGUUUGGCCUGGCCCUUCUCUCUUACUUCGUCGCCCCCUUUGAAUAUGGUCCCAGAAGUAGCAGGGCCAGCUCGUGGCUGAGAAGUCUCUGGGAAAUCCUGGUCUGAAGCCCAUAUUUUGGGAGGGGGUCCACAGGGUUGUGUGGGGGGCAGUCACAGUGCCUUUCACAGUUCAGUCAAAAGAGAAGCACAAGAAGGGAAGGAAGGAGAUGGAGAAGUCAUGAGGGUUCCCAGAGGCUGGGGCUGGGGCUUUGGUUAACCCUGAAGGGCUUCCUUAGAAUGGAAGUUGGCUCAGCUAGUUGCCCCCACCAGGCAGAGAGGGAGUGGCUAACUUGUGCUCAGUAUCACGUAAGUCUUUGCGCUAACCCCACAGCCAUGAACUCCCAGCACCCCAUUCCCAGUGCACAAGGGAUCAGUAAUACAGUACAAAAGGAGUAUUUCCUCUCACCAGGUAAAAGGACCAAACAACUUCCUGCCUAUAAGCUCUGCUCUCUUGCCCCACUCUUCCAUGGUCCUUAUACCCCUCUCUGCAUACCUUGUGGGCAUCAGAGCCUUCUAGCAACAAGGGGAAGCAACAGCUCCUUGCUUCAGAUACUUUUCAGAGGGGGUUUAUGCAGGCUCUGAGCUUCUAGCUAUGGAACAGAGGAUGCCCAGCAUCUCACAGGAUGAAACAAGGCACUCCACGCAGCCCAGGUAGAGGGCUUCAAACUUCUUCCACUGGUUUGUUGUUCUGCAGAGAUCAGAUCAGGGCCAACCUGCAGCCAAGGUUGUGACUGGCUUUGCAGUGAGCCUUGACCUCACUACCUGGGGGCUUAGACGUGCUCUGUGGCUAGGGCCCAAGCCCUGGGGAGAUGGAUUUCAGAAUUGCAAGCCUGUUAAAUUAGCAAUGGCUUGGAUGCUGAAAUUACUGGUGAGGUUUUGUGGCCUGUGUUACGUGUAACCAACACUCCUGCCCCACCCAAGGGCACGUCCAUGCAGAACCUGGGACUAGAUCACCAUCAUGAUCCAUUUUAGCCUCACAAUCUAUGAGUUGGAGAGGGAUUUCAGCCCCUACUUAGCUGUAGUGAAGCCAGAGCACCCUGGCUAAGAGGGUGCUGUGAGGUGCCACUCAGUGUUGCUACUGCUAGGGUAUGUCUACACA
Molecule: messenger RNA, 5271 nt
Organism: Gavialis gangeticus (Gharial)
Lineage: Eukaryota; Metazoa; Chordata; Crocodylia; Gavialidae
Gene: TBKBP1
Product: TBK1 binding protein 1
Exons: 9
Coding region: 382-2238 (618 amino acids)
Biological process (GO): canonical NF-kappaB signal transduction
Cellular component (GO): cytoplasm
Source: RefSeq, a predicted model, not a curated record